Eupeodes corollae is the source of this 642-nucleotide messenger RNA. RefSeq lists its product as uncharacterized. The record is from RefSeq and is a predicted model, not a curated record. Gene Ontology annotation, molecular function: protein binding; serine-type endopeptidase inhibitor activity. The coding region runs from base 127 to 486 and encodes 119 amino acids. The transcript has 3 exons. NCBI's taxonomy places the organism in Eukaryota, Metazoa, Arthropoda, Insecta, Diptera, Syrphidae.
UUAUAAAAUAAGAUAGUAUUUAGAAGCUCGUGAGUCUAAUCAUAGACAUUGUGGCAGACACUACUUAAAAUACUGAGCUCUCUAUAUAAUUAAAUUGUGAUUGUGAUUCCUCUAUUGAACAAAAAGAUGGCUUAUCGACUUCAACUUGUUCUUAUCUGUGCUUCCCUUCUUUUGGUAUCGGUUAUUGGACGUCCUCAAGUCUGGAAUAUUGGAUUUAAUCCACCAAGACAAUCCACCGAAGCAACUGAAGCACCAAUCGUUCAGGAUUCCACACCAACAACAACAACUGCAGCCCCAGUACAAAGGACAACUCCUUCAAGUGCAUACUACGACUGUGUGUCGCGUUGUCCAACGACUUCCGAAUACAAUCCGAUCUGUGGCAGUGAUUCAGUGAACUAUCAUAACAUGGGAAAAUUAAAUUGUGCUGCUAGUUGUGGAACAGACGUAACUAUGGUAAGAGCUGGGACUUGUACACCUUCCGGUUAGAACUUGUACACAUUUAUUCUAAGAAGUGAUUAAAGUUCAAUUAAAUCAAACACGCGCUAAUUGUUAGUUACAAAAUCAAAUAUGCCGACGAGACACGAGCAAAUGAACACAGACAAAACAUAAUAAACUAGUUUUUUAAUUUUAUAAAAAUUCAAA